This is a messenger RNA of Medioppia subpectinata, 747 nucleotides long. The record is from the annotation of a GenBank genome assembly. NCBI's taxonomy places the organism in Eukaryota, Metazoa, Arthropoda, Arachnida, Sarcoptiformes, Oppiidae.
GAAGCGUCCAAAGAGAUAGAGGAGGACCUGAAGACACAGUCGGGUCGGGCGGAGUUGAAAAAGUUAUUCAAUCUGUGCGAGAGUUUAGACGGCGUCGACAUUAACGAUGUGUACAACUUUGCCUCGAGUCUGACCGACACCGUUGCGGGCAUUGUUCAGUAUAACAGUAAUAUUCAAGGCUUUUGCCGGACUGUAAUCGAUAAGACUGGUGGCGCCCGGGCUAUAGACAGGUACGCGCGGGCACAGGCCUCCCAUCACGGCGGACAGUGUAUUGAUUUUAGCUAUAAGAAUAUGAUUAAGAGUGUCAGCCAGACGUCUAAACACUCAUCGGCGGUCACAUCCGGAAUGAGACAAUGGACUUAUCAGACGUGCACUGAAUUUGGUUACUACCAGACCACUAGCCUUAAGGACAGUCCGUUCGGUCAUAACCUUCCCGUCGAGUUCUUCACCAAACAGUGCACCGAUAUAUUUGGUGUCUCAGCACAGGCUGUCCAGAAGGCCAUCGAUCAGACCAACAGUUAUUACGGAGGUUUUAAGCCAAAUGUGACAAACGUGGUGUUCCCUAACGGGUCACUCGACCCCUGGCACGCACUCAGUGUCCUUAAAGACCUUAAUAACAGUACCAAAGCUGUGAUGAUUGAAGGGAAGGCUCAUUGCGGGGAUAUGUAUGCCUCGAGUCCGUCGGAAACCGAGAGUUUGAAAAGCGCUCACAAAUUAAUUGAACAACAAAUCGGCGAAUAUUUGAAA